Molecule: messenger RNA, 5856 nt
Organism: Dipodomys spectabilis (banner-tailed kangaroo rat)
Lineage: Eukaryota; Metazoa; Chordata; Mammalia; Rodentia; Heteromyidae
Gene: Arhgef18
Product: Rho/Rac guanine nucleotide exchange factor 18
Exons: 27
Coding region: 84-4088 (1334 amino acids)
Biological process (GO): small GTPase-mediated signal transduction
Molecular function (GO): guanyl-nucleotide exchange factor activity
Source: RefSeq, a predicted model, not a curated record
ACCAGCAACCCUUUGACUCUGGAGCUGUCCCCAAGAGCAGACGUGAACCCUGGAGGCCGGAGAACCCAGAUUUCUUCUCCACCAUGGAGGAUGAGCAGGAGGACAGUUUCCCAGGAGGGCUCAGCCAGAGCUCAGAAGAUCUCAGCCUGGAUUUGGAGGCCCUGCGGGGUAGCGAGUAUUUCCAGGACCUGGGCUUAGGGGACCCUUCCCACAGCCAGUUCGGAGGGGCUACAGAGAGCAGGACUCCUGGCCCAGAAACUAAGAGAGAUCCAUCCUUGUCCAGCUCAGCAGGGGCCCAAGUCCUGCCGAGGAGACGGAGCUGGGAGAGGUCUCGGAGUUGUUCAGGGAGCAGGCGGAGGCUCAGUCUGGACACUCCAGAUAUGGGGCCCUGUCUCCCUCGCUGGCUGGCUAGCCUGGCUCUUAAUCUGUCAGGAGAGGGCUUGAAGACUUGGACCCAAGGGGGUGUGUCUGGAGACAGGAGCCCAGCAGAACACCCAGGCAAGGAAUCGGGCAGCCUGGAGAAGAAAGUAUUACGGUCCAGAUCCGUGCCCCUGGCCUGCGAGGACAUCGGUUGUCUGGAGCUGGCUCCAGAGUGUGAAAUGUGCACUUUACCUGGCCAAGAACUACAGCCCCCAGUGCUGCAAUGCCUAGAGAAGGACCACGUGGAACCCAACCAUGUGGCCCGGCAGCGGGCUCACCUGUCCACCAGCCCUGGGGGACCCCACUCCAGCCUCACCUGGUUUGAGUUCCUGUCUGAGAACGAAGAUGGCACAAGCAAGAAUGAGAAGCCAGACAAGAGCACCCGGGUGAAGCGGAGCCUGAGCUCCCUCCGCAGCCGGGUCACCAGGCAGAAGGAGAAGGGGAAGAGCCUAGUUCUCAGAGACAAGGCUCAGGAUGCUCGUGAGAGGCGUGAGUGUGCCAACGGCCACCAGCUGGUACCAGGGACCUUCUCCGGCCAUUCCAGCUGUCCCUUGUGUGACAAGCCUUCGCUGAGCUCUGCAUCGCUGAAGGAGCAGCCUCCGCGGGCCACCCUCCUGUCCCAUGGCAGCCCGGUCCCCGCCAGGAAUGUCGGCAUGACGGUCGCUCAGAAAGGGGGACCCCAGACAACACCAAGCCCAGCCGGAACUGGGGUACGAUUCGGACCAGCCACAGGAGAGAUGGAUGAAGCUGACUCUGUGUUCCUAAAACUGAAGCAGGCAGCCGACGACUCUCUGUCACUUACACCCUCCAAUGCAGACUCAGUUUUCCUGGAAGAUCCCUACACUGCCUCACUGAGGAGCGAGAUAGAAGCUGAUGCCCACGAGUUCGAGGCUGAGUCCUGGAGCCUGGCAGUAGACUUGGCAUAUGCCAAAAAACAAAAGAAAGAGGUGGUGAAGAGGCAAGAUGUCCUUUAUGAGCUGAUGCAGACAGAGGCACACCACGUGCGGACGCUGAAAAUCAUGCUGAGGGUGUAUUCCCGGGCCCUGCAGGAAGAGCUGCAGUUCAGCAGCCGGGCCAUCAGCCGCCUCUUCCCCUGCGCUGAUGACCUGCUGGACAUGCAUGGCCACUUCCUGGCCCGGCUCAAGGAGCGCCGCCUGGAGGCCCUGGAGGAGGGCAGCGAGCACAACUAUGUCAUCCAGAAGAUCGGGGACCUCCUGGUGCAGCAGUUUUCCGGUGAAAGUGGGGAGAGAAUGAAAGAAAAAUACGGGGUGUUCUGUAGCGGCCACAACGAAGCCGUCAGUCAUUACAAGUUACUGCUGCAACAAAAUAAGAAAUUUCAAAACUUGAUCAAGAAAAUUGGCAACUUUUCCAUUGUACGGCGGCUUGGCGUGCAGGAGUGUAUUCUCCUGGUUACCCAGCGCAUAACCAAAUACCCGGUGCUGGUGGAGCGCAUUAUUCAGAACACAGAAGCUGGCACAGAGGAUCAUGAAGACCUCACCCACGCCCUGAACCUCAUCAGAGACAUCAUCUCCCAAGUGGACGCCAAGGUGAGCGAGUGCGAGAAGGGCCAGCGCCUCCGGGAGAUCGCUGGGAAGAUGGACUUAAAGUCCUCCAGCAAACUCAAGAAUGGGCUCGCCUUCCGCAAGGAGGACAUGCUGCAGAGGCAGCUGUAUCUGGAGGGCGCCCUCUGCUGCAAGACCACAUCUGGACGCCUGAAAGACAUCCUUGCCGUCCUGCUCACUGACGUGCUUUUACUACUGCAAGAAAAAGAUCAGAAAUAUGUCUUUGCAUCCGUGGACUCCAAGCCACCUGUCAUCUCUCUACAAAAACUCAUCGUGAGGGAGGUGGCCAAUGAAGAGAAAGCUAUGUUUCUGAUCAGCGCCUCCCUGCAAGGGCCUGAAAUGUAUGAAAUCUACACCACCUCCAAAGAGGACAGGAACACCUGGAUGGCCCACAUCCGGAGGGCAGUGGAGAGCUGUCCUGAUGAGGAGGAAGGACCCUUCAGUGAGGCCGAGGAGGAGAGAAAGGCAGUAGAGGCACGAGCCAUGAGACUCAGGGACUUCCAAGAGCGGCUAAGCCUGAAGGACCAGUUGAUCACUCAGAGCCUCCUGGAGAAGCAGCAGAUCUACAUGGAGAUGGCAGAGAUGAGUGGGCUCCAAGAUCCCGGCCAGUCCCACUCCCUCGGGCUCUUCCGUGGGGGUGACCCCGCAGAGACACUGCAGGGGGAACAGCUCCUUAAGUCGGCCAUGAAUGAGAUUGAGGGCAUCCAGAGCUUAAUCUGCAGGCGGCUGGGCAGUGCCAAUGGCCAGGUGGAGGAGGGAGGAGGCCCCUCGGGCCUCCCCCGGAGGGCAGAGACCUUUGGGGGUUAUGACAGCACUGGCAGCCCCAGCAGGAAUGGCAGUUUUAAGAAGAAGGUCUAUAGCAAUGACCCCAGGCCCCGAGAUUGGAGGGGGCCUGCCAGCAGCCCCGACAUGAAACUCGGAGAUGGUGAUGCGCCAAGAGGCAGUAAAGAGUCACGGCAAGCGGGUGAGGUGCUCAAGGCGGAGACUGGCCCCCGUCUGCCCACUAUCCUGGAGUCCGAGCUUGUCCAGCGAGUCCAGACGCUGUCGCAGCUGCUCUUAGGCCUGCAGGCUGUCAUCGCACAGCAGGACAGCUACGUAGAGAUGCAGCGGGCAGCCAUCCAGGAGCGGGAGAAGCAGUUCCGGCUGCAGUCCACGCGCGGGAACCUGCUGCUGGAGCAGGAGCGGCAGCGCAACUUCGAGAAGCAGCGGGAGGAGCGCGCGGGCGUGGAGCGGCUGCAGAGCCAGCUGCGGCAGGAGCAGCAGCGCUGGGAGCGUGAGCGCAUGCGCCAGCAGCAAGAGCUGGAACUGGCGGGCGCGCGCCUGCAGGAGCGCGAGGACGAGGCACGGCAGCUGCGCCUGCGCUUGGACCAGGAGCGCUCAGAUCUGGAGCAGCACCGCCAGGCCUACCAGCAGGACCUAGAGCGGCUGCGCGAGGCCAUGCGCGCCAACGAGCGCGAGCGCGAGCGACUGGAGCGCCAGGACCUACUGCGCAAACUCAAGAAGCAGAACACGGCGCCCGGGGCACUGCCACCAGAGGCGCUGGCCGAGGCCCAGCCCCUGAGCCACACCCCCAGCUUCAAUGGGGAAGGGCUGGAGGGGCCAUCAGCCCCCACCAAAGGGACCCGGAUGAGCAUGCUCCUGUCGGGGGCCGGGCCUGAUUGUGUGGAGCGCCCGGAAGUGGCUCGCCGGGACAGUGCCCCAGCCAAGAGCGAUGUGCCCAUCCAGCUGCUGAGCACCACCAACCAGACCCAGAGGCAGGCAGCUGUGCAGCAGCAGAUCCCCACCAAGCUGGCCGCGUCCACCAAGGGCAGCAAGGACAAGGGCAGCAAGAACAGAGGCUCCCAGCGCUGGGAGAGCUCAGCAUCAUUCGACCUGAAGCAGCAGCUGCUCCUCAACAAGCUCCUGGGGAAGGACGAGAACACGUCGAGGAACCGGCGCUCGCUCAGCCCCGUCCUGCCUGGCAGCCACGGUUCUGUGCCCACCCCAGAUCUCUGCUUCCCGGCCCUGUCUGGGGGUGCCCCCAUGCCCCCACCCCCCUCACCACUGCCGGCCACACCCCUGGCCAGCAAGGAAGAAGCCAGCAAGGAAGAUGUCAUCUUCUUCUGAGGGGUGGAGACCCCAAGUGCAGGCCCUGCUCUGUCCUGCACAGCCUCUGUAUCUCUGGUAACCCCCCCCCAACGUGGGGUGACUAUGCCUGAUCAGCUGACCCCCUUUCCUGCCUAAGCACCCCCCUCUCUGAUGUCCGCCUGGCCAGGUACUGCAGUCUUUGGGUUCUUUGUAAGGGAUGGGGGACCCCCCCCAGGGAUGCCUCCAGAGCCUGAACCCAUGCUCAGCCAAGGAGCUGCUUUGAACCAGAGCACCCUGUUAUGUAGGGAGAAGUGGUUUUCUGGGCAGCAAGAAGUGUGGGUUCCCCCAGGAGCUGGAAGAGACAAGGCCUCCAUGUCAGGAGGCCACCAUGAAGCUUGGGCAUCAUCAGGGCAACUGUAGGGGUGGAUGUUCAAAGCCAGGCAGUUUCCCCUGCAGGGCAGAGACCCCCCCCUCCCCCAGCAGUGACAGAUCCUCAGCCAACAAGUGAGGGAGGCCGUGGGCUAUGGCGGACCAUGGAGCUCAGCUUAAAGGGAGCUACCACCUGUCGCCCUGUGUAACCUGACAUAGAUUUUUUCCAAACACUGUGUCUCAAGAGCACCCACCCACUCCACCCCUCAGCCUGUCUGGGAGGCUGAGCCCUCAGGUCCCAGCCAGAGCAGACACCCCCUAAGUGGAAGGGUCCUCAGUCCCCAUGAAAUGGAUAGGUUUCCCCCCAGGCCCCCCAGGGACUGGUGUCCCCGCCACACAGGCAUAUGGAGGAAAGGCGUAGGGAUAGUGACACAAGUGGCUUGUGUUGGUGCCUCCAACCUUGCAUUGAGCCACUCAGGCCAUGGGUGAACCACACAGGAAAAUGGGCCGAUCUCCAAUGCCCAGGCCCAGCCCGGCUGCUCAGAGCUCAAGCCUGGCUGCCUACAGUAGGACUUGGCAAUAAGACCAGGUCCCAAGCUGCUCACUCUAGUUCUCAUGGGUUCUUGGACCCCAACCAGGGCCAAAUGAGCUUCCUGGGCCCCAGUGAGGACUUGUCUUGCCAGUGCCCCACCGGGCCAUCCCCAACACUGGGCAGGCACAGAGGACUGGAAGCCAGGAGGAAGUGCCCUCCUAGGCAGCAACCCCUGUAAGGCAAGGUUCCCAGUGCCCUGGGGACCAGGCAGGUGCAGACAGUAGCUGGGGUCCAGCCAGUGGUGGUGACAGGACUUGAGAGCACAACAGGUGGCGUGGUAUCCCCUGACUUUGUCCCCCCACGCGUCUUAGAACCUCAACUUUGCGCACGCUGGUCCUCUUCCGUUCGUAACUGUCUCUCCUGUGUCUGGAGCGCCCCUCCCCCAGCACACCUGUGCCAUGUUCCAGUGUUUUGUACUUUUGUACUGAGAUUUAUCCAAGCACUUUAGAAGAGCAGACUAACUCCCUGCUGUUUUAGAACCCUGCCUAGCACCAGUGGCAAUCCCCUUCCCACCGCCCCCCCCCCCCCAGUGGCCACACACCUGUCCCCCAAGCUGGCAUGUUCCAGUCCUAGCCAGAGAAGCCACGUGGUGGGGACCAGGUCCACUCUGUGCACAGAAGGGCCCCACCCAUGGGGGCAUCUCUCCUAGCACCCUUCAGUCAUUUGUAGGGGAGAGCCCAUUCUGUUUGCAAAGGUGGUGGCCAAGUAGCACGCAGGUGUGGGUGAGAUCUGUGCACGCGGUCUCCACCCAUUGCAGACACGAUCAUUCCUGACAGUUAUUUGUGACACCUAACUGCGUGUGAUGUUUCGGGACCAGAUUCUAGCAAUAAAAGUGUCUUGAGCGGA